AUGGCAGAGGUGGUGAAAGAGACCUUGGAGGAGUUUGCCGGACUCUUGCUCAGGAAUCUCAACUUCAUCGGGGGUCUCACCUACGGAAGCGUCUUCGGCGAGCUGGUGAUGCUGGGUGUGCAGUCUAAGCGCACCGCCUCCAUCAUCGCCAGCUCUACCUGCUGCACCUGGGAGGCCUCAGUGGGCCUUCCAGCUGGUGCGGGCACUCCAAUGCAGGUUGUCAUGGCGCGCACAGAGGGCCAGGUCUUCCGGGAGCGCGUGGGCUUCGUGGUUCUUUGCAUCAUCGGCGCCUACUGCUCCAUGAGGAUCCUGGUAGAGCUGCGCUACAUCUUGGAGCCCUUCCUUUGGGCUCUUUUUCUGGUCAUGGCCUGGAAGCCUGUCGUGGACGGCAUCGAGCUUCGUCUGGAGCUGAUGCCUUCGCCCGAGUAG
Molecule: messenger RNA, 429 nt
Organism: Symbiodinium natans
Lineage: Eukaryota; Dinophyceae; Suessiales; Symbiodiniaceae
Source: the annotation of a GenBank genome assembly